Molecule: messenger RNA, 5187 nt
Organism: Scylla paramamosain (green mud crab)
Lineage: Eukaryota; Metazoa; Arthropoda; Malacostraca; Decapoda; Portunidae
Product: dynein intermediate chain 2, ciliary-like
Exons: 15
Coding region: 877-3171 (764 amino acids)
Biological process (GO): cilium movement; outer dynein arm assembly
Cellular component (GO): outer dynein arm
Molecular function (GO): dynein light chain binding; dynein heavy chain binding
Source: RefSeq, a predicted model, not a curated record
UUUUUCUUUUUUUGCAUGUCACCAACGGGCCAUUUUUUGGAGCCUGACUAGACCUUGGCACGGUGCUUGGGUGGCGUGCACACACACACACACACACACACACACGAGCGCUUGCACCGUCCAGUCAUUAGGUCUUCUGACGCUAACACGCGCUGCUCCACCUCCGCCAGUCUCCGCCGGCAGCGCCUCCUUGGACCGCUGACCUGAGGCUCCUCGUGUGGGUCUCUGCGUGGGAGUCGCGGCGGUGGGACGGAACUCACUCCCUCACUCGCUUUGAAACGCUCUGCUCUCUCACCACGACAUUCUAAGGCCACAGAUUAUUAUCCGGUCCACACAUUGCCUCUGAUGGUCGCCGGGAAAGACAGCGUCAUCUUGGUGAAGGAAACAGUUAAUAGCGCGUCACUGAAGAAGCGGAAAUAAUCUUGUUGUCCGAUGUUUAAAAAGCGGAGUGUUUGAUCUGUGACAAGCGGAAAAUAUAAUCUGUGAGACAGCAUUCAAUCAGGGUAGAAAAGUGAAAGAAAACCCUGAUAGCGGACCAUCAAAGGCGGCGACAUCAAGACAAUAGACAAUGAGGCAGAGACUGAAGUGGACCUUACUGUAGCCUCACUUCGGACGACGCAGCACCGACUUAGGCGAGGCUGACAUCGGAACCCUUGAUCACCGCCAGUAACUCUGAGAAAUACAACGUUUGAGUGGUCAUAAACCCUUGAGGCCUCGCGUAAACACCCCUGAACCCCUGAACACCACUGGAAACCCAUGAAAACCCCCUGAAAACCCCCUGCAAACCCCAAUAUCAGUCCUGCGGGAGGGAAAAUGACCGCUGUUAGUGGCAGUUGUACCUCAAUUUGGGAAGGAGAAACGACACACUAAUAGAACAUGGGUCGGUCUAGAUGGACAAGGAAAGACCCCUCCUCCCUCACCUCCAUCCCAGGAAGACCUCAAUCCAAGCCACGCCCCAUCGCUGCCGCCGCCGCCGCCGCCGUCGCCGCCAUGCCUGGGCAGUCCCCCUCGCAGGCUGGAAGGCGCGCGGCGACGACCCCUGCCACGCCGCGGCGCAAGGAGAGCAGCGGCGGCAAGCCCACGCCCUCCGCCAGGAUCCAUCGCAUGCGGCUACUACUGAGGAUGCGAUCAGUGAUAGGCCGUGCUGACGCUGGGGACUUCGGGGACGGGGAGGCAGUGAAGGAGGGCAGCUCGAGAGGUCCCAGUGCCAAGGUUACGUUCAGACAGCCGCAGCCUCGUACACCGCAGAGGAAACAGGGCACGCGAGAGCCGGACGUGGUGAUCCGCCUCACCACCUGCAACAAGAGCACGAAGGACGAGGUGCGGUACAGCUUCACCACAGGCAAGUACGAGGCAGUGCAGGAUGAGGACCCGCUGCUGGACCUCCUCACACUCCCCUCCCGCGUCGUGCACAAGAGUGAGGCACCCCUGAGUAAGCUGCUGAUGCCCACCCUGCCGCCGCCGCCACCCUCACCCUCCCCGGAGUCUCCAGGAGACUCGGAAGCUGAGGAGGGUGGGGGUGAGUCCUGGCGGCCGGGAGAGACAGGACAGCGCCCACUGUUGCCAAGACCAAGGGCUGACACACAACCCAACCCGUUCAACUUCAGCGAGCGAGUCUCUCAGACCACCAGACUCACCAAAAGAAGCCUGGGUAUACAGACCUCGCCGCCGCCCUCCACCACCUUCUCCCGCUGCGUCGGCCUUUAUAAGAUCUACCAGGCUUACAAGGUCGACUACCAGAAGAUCCUAGAGCAGGAGAUGGAGAUGGAGAAGAAGGAGAAGGAGAAGGAUAGAGGGGCGUCGAAGCAAAAACCGGUCCUUGAUCCCAUCGUGGUAGUGCGGCCCCCGUCCCCGCCGCCGCCUCCUGGGAAGCUCGGCGGACCAGACCUGCGCCUCCCUGGCCUCUUGUGGGCGGCGCGGGUGGUGGAGAGGAUGGUGAGCCAGAACACCUAUGAUGACAUUUCUCAGGAUUUCAAGUACUGGGAGGACGGCAGCGAUGAGUUCCGGCACCUUGAGGGCUCCCUACUGCCCCUAUGGAAGUUUUACCACGACCGCUCUCGCUCCUUCAUCGUGUCGGACGUGUGCUGGAGCCCCGUGUACCCUGACCUCCUCGCUGCUGCCUACACCACAGGGGACAUUGGUGGGCCUGAGGGAGCGGGAAUGCUGUGCCUGUACACCCUGAAGAACCCUGCCACACCUGAGAGAGUCUUCCAUACCCCCUGUGGUGUCCUGUGUCUCGACUUCCACCCCAAGCACGGCAGUGUGGUGGCAGCAGGGUGGAGUGACGGCACAGUGGUGAUGUAUGACAUGAAGUCUUCCACCAGGCCAAUCAUUAUCACCUCCACCUGCCUUAAUGACAAGCACCUGUUGCCUGUCACUCAGGUGCGGUGGAUGGAGACAGAGGUUGGGGAGGACCUGUGCUUCUUCUCGGUGUCGCUGGACGGACGCCUCACCCAGUGGACGGUGCAUGCUGGUGUCCUUCAGUUCAUGCACAUCCUGGACUUCAACGUGGUGGAGCACCUCAGUGGCAGUGUCCCCGUGCGUGACAAGGUGCCACUUGAGGGAGUGGCGACCUCCAUGGCAUUCCAGCCUGACGACAUCACUGUGGUGGUGGUGGGUGUGGACACAGGUGUGGUGUUCCAGUGCUCCACCACCUGCCCCACCCACUCCUUGUUUGUGUACCCCGCCCACUCCUCCCCCGUGAGGAAGGUGGCUUGGAACGCCCAUCACACAAGAAUAUUCCUCUCCUGCUCCGUAGACUGGACCAUCAAGAUCUGGCUGCAGCACACCCUGGCGCCACUGGUUGUGCUGGACGUGGGGGGUGCAGUGGCUGGCGUCACCUGGUCACCCUUCAGUAGCAGUGUGUUUGUGGCAGUGACUGAUGAGGGGCGGGUGUACGUGUACGAUCUGUUUCUGCGCCGCUGUCGUCCGCUGUGUGUGCAGAGCUUGCUGCAGCGGCGGCGUGUGGCAGCCACCUCCGUCGCCUUUAAUCCCUUCCACCCCAUCGUUGUGGUGGGUGGCGAGAGAGGCCACCUUGUUGCCCUGAAGCUGUCACCUAACCUGAGGAAGCCACACAAGGAGGCCAAGGGUGCCGACGCCCAACGGCUGCGUGAGCUGGAGCUGUACAAGAUGGAGCGACUCAUUGCUACCAGCAACAACACCUCAGGCUGAGCAGCCACAGCUGUCUUGAGAUCCCUGGUCAUGGCAAACACUCUGCUGCUGUGAUCUACCUGCAGCACUGGAAGGGACAGGCACAGCUUUGUUGGUGCUGUGGUGAGGCAUCAAGCGUCCUGUGAAGAAUGAGUAGGGCUUGAAAGGUCCUGCAUCCCUGCAGCUUUACUGUGAAAAUAAGUGUUUUGCAAGCCUAACAAUAACAUCUCAUGAGAAGGCAUGUUGGUUACUGGUAUGAUGAAGGAAAGCCUUGAUUUCAAAAUAGCACCAGAAAAGAAGAUGGCAUAAGUGGCUUGGCUUUCAGACAUCAUUGAAGAGAGACUUUAUGCUGCUGUGGUGUCUAGGAGUCCUUCACUAGACCCACUCUAAAGACAGGCCCCUCUUGACUGUAUAUGAAUUAUAUCUGAAUUAGAUUGUUUCAUGACAGUGAUAAAAAGAUACAUUCUGUUUACUAUGAUAUUGGCCAACAAACUAAAUGACAGACUUUCAGGCUUGACCACCACACCCACACACUGCCUGCUGGCCCUCACCAGCUUGCUGUGCACUUGUGACUCCUUGCUGCUGCUGGAUGGGAGUGCAAAGGGCAAGGGAUUUCUGAAGGGUAGAUCAUCUUAACUCAGUUUGAGUACAUUCUUCUUACUGUAAUCCUUGGAAAUCUUGGCAUGUUCAGCAGCAGUCAGGGUCACCACAGGAAAGCAGAUGUGCUGAAUGUCACGGGUCAGUGAACUGGAGACACACUGGUGAACCUGUGCACUCGUGAGGUGGCGGUAACCAGGCACACUCAUCAGUGUUCUGAGUCUGCACGGGCUGAACACCAAGCUGCCAGUGCAUGGUGGCCGGGGAGGCUGGGCUGCAGGAAAGCCCAGGCAUGCUGACAGGACUCCUGAGGGACAUCUCAGAAUCUGUCUUCCAUGUAACAGAUUACCUUCCUACACAGAGGUGUGGCCUCUACCUUGAGCUGUCAAAUUCUAAUCAAGCACAAUUGAAAGGCUCAGUGACUUCUUUGGCAUGCAUUUGUGAGUUGCAUGGUGGACAUCAAUGUCAUGAUGAGCUUGCAGACUUUUUUGCCCCACCUGAGAUGCAGCAGCUCUCAGAAAAGCACCACUGUCAGCAGCACAGCAUCUCUGAGGCUAAUUCCUGGCAGCUGCAUGACAGCCAGGUCAUUUCAACACAGCUUGAUGUAUAACAGCUCUGCUGUUCCAGGUACAAUAACAAUUUUCUCCUACUUAAGGAUGUGAGCCUCUCCUCAGGCCUGUACUAACUGUAACCAUCACGGUGGUGUGCUCUCAUUCCUGCUACUUUGAUUUAUUUCUUGUUGCUGCUGGUACACUACUACUAUUUCUCUUAUUACCAGUAUUACCACACACACACACACAGUUUUUUUAUAUGAUGGCAAUGUUAAUAAUACCAGUACUAUACAUUAUAUAUUAUAUAUUUCACAUAAGAUGAAUACAUUUCUUGGAAUGCUAAAUACAUUAUGCAAAUUAAGAAUAUAUAUUUUGUAAUCAAUUCUCAUCUCUAAACUGUUUCACUAUUACAUGAGGAGGAGGAGGAGUACAUGUUGCUACACUGAUUUUUACUCUAAAAACUACUUGUGAAUCUUUUACUUAUAGAUAUGAAAUCUAGUUUAUCAUUCUUUUCAACAUAUAAUUUAGUAUCCUCCAUCUCAAGCUGGAAGCGUGAUGCUUAACACCGAGGUGAUGGGAUUGUGUGACGCCUGGCUCAUGGCCUGGCUGUGCACAGUGACAAUGACUCACCAGGAUGAUAAUGUGAACAGGAAAGCUGAGUCACUAAAGUGCCUGUGUUACACUGUCAGUAUUAACUUAGCCCUUAAGAAUUGAAAUUAAUGAUAAAAGCAACAAUAUUUCAAUGUUCUGUUUGUAAAAUUUUGUUUAAAUCAUUGUAAGCAAACUUUUAAUGAGUGGUGGAGCCACUACUCUUAUUAAGCUGAACUUUUAAGUACCUACACAUGUCCAAAAUUAUCAAUGAUGUGAAUAUAGAUAUAAACACCAGCAA